AACAAAAGUGCAGAGAUUGGCAAACUAAUAACAAUUUCUUGAACUCUGAUUAAACAUUUUAACAAAAGACAAGUUUCAGUACCCUCGUAGAUAUAAAAUAAUUAAAACAAAACAAUUAUCUACAGAUUUCAUUGUUCAUUUGGAUAUGUUUUACGUCUUUUCAUGUGCGUUCAUUAUGCAAAAUAUUUAACAAUAAAUUUAAAAAAAACUAUAAGUUAAUUGUAUUAAAAAUGUGAGAAACCUUUGUUUUAAACUACAAUUAAACACCUCUAAUAUUGUGAUAUGGAAUGGAUGCAGUAGGUAUGCAGAUAGUAAAUAUUGGUGCUAGAGAAAUAUGAAUUUUGGCUUGGAGGUAUUGGCCAGAAGAGUUUGGUAUCAGUUAACCGGCAACCGGCUACGAGUCAAUUGUGGUAUAUUGUGGGGUACCGCCUGGGCUUUAAUAAAGAUGAGCAACGAUGAACAAAGCUGCUGGCAUCGUACAUUUCAUCCUAUAGCUAAAGAAUUUCAAAAGGAUAAAUUUUGCUUUUGUCAUGAACCCGUAGAUGAUUUCCUAAAAUCCCAAUGGCAAACCUCACAGAAAUCCUUUCUCUGGCUAUUAUAUCGCUGGGGCCUGGCGGUAUGCUUUUGCAUUGGUGUGUUUGGUAGUUUAGUACAACAAUGGGCUCAGGGUCGUUGGUUUAUAUAUUUAACCGAUUGGGGUUUCUUUUUGUGCAUGUUUGUUAGUGUUUUUGGUGCUGUAAUAGCGACAAUAUUUUACUUUAAACCAGAUAAAUUUGUUGCAAAUAGUGGUGUUAUAAAAUUUUAUUGGCUUUCCCAUUGGUCUACCUUGGUGGUCGCUACAGUGAUAACUUUUAUGUAUUGGCUUUUUAUAUAUCCCACCGAUGAUGCCAGAGCUUCAGAUUUAUAUAAUUUAUGGGCCCAUGGUUUCAAUUCUGUAUUGAUGUUAUUGGAUCAUAUGCUGGUGGCAUUCCCUACACGUAUUUUGCAUUUCAUUUAUCCAUUAAUUUUAGGACUUGCUUAUGGUAUUUUCUCCAUUAUUUACUAUUUUGCGGGAGGUGUGGAUAUCAAUGGCAAUCGUUAUAUUUAUGAAAUAUUGGAUUGGUCGCAACCUGGCUGGGCCACUUUAGUGAUAUUCGGCUGUUUAAUUUUAGUUUUAAUCUUUUGUUUUCUACUAUUCUGUCUAUAUAAAUUAAGAAAAACUAUUUAUUGUAAAUGUAAUAAUUCUAAAAUGACCAUAACUGCCUAAAACCAAGAGAAAAUAAAAAAUAAAACCGUUAAGUACAAAAUCUAAUGUAAAACUUC
Lucilia sericata (common green bottle fly) is the source of this 1302-nucleotide messenger RNA. Its product is annotated as protein rolling stone-like. The transcript is spliced from 8 exons. The coding region runs from base 335 to 1246 and encodes 303 amino acids. Gene Ontology annotation, cellular component: membrane. The record is from RefSeq and is a predicted model, not a curated record. NCBI's taxonomy places the organism in Eukaryota, Metazoa, Arthropoda, Insecta, Diptera, Calliphoridae.